Messenger RNA from Ostrea edulis (European flat oyster), 1131 nucleotides. RefSeq names its product carbohydrate sulfotransferase 12-like. The transcript has a single exon. The record is from RefSeq and is a predicted model, not a curated record. Gene Ontology annotation, molecular function: sulfotransferase activity. Lineage: Eukaryota; Metazoa; Mollusca; Bivalvia; Ostreida; Ostreidae. The coding region runs from base 1 to 1131 and encodes 376 amino acids. Gene Ontology annotation, biological process: carbohydrate biosynthetic process. Gene Ontology annotation, cellular component: membrane.
AUGGAUAAGCAUGACAAAGCAUGUCAAGGCAAAGAGUUUCUUGUUGGUCGAGAGCCGGAUCGCAACAUUCCGAGGCAUUUCCAAGUUAGCAAGUCUCAGAGACUCAUAUACUGCAGCAUAGAAAAAGCGGGAACCACCUUCUGGAGAAGAAUUCUUCAAGUCUUAGAUUCCACUAAUUUAGACAAUCCCUAUCAGAUAAAACCAUUGAAUGUGAAUAUCAAUUCACAAUCUCUAUUUAGGGAAGACAUAUUUAGAAUGAUGGCAAACCUACGCACCCAUAUAGUAUUCAUGUUUGUUAGAAAUCCGUUUAAAAGACUUUUGUCAGGAUAUUUGGAUAAAAUAUACACAGCCAAUCCAUUUUACUGGAACUUGAUUGGAAAAGAAAUCCGUGUCCACACGAGACACAACACCCAGCCAACUGCUGUGCUAUUGGACCAGAGCAGGAAUCUGAAAACUGAGAAACCCCCUACCACGUGCUAUCAUAAUAUAAGUUUUGAAGAAUUUAUACAGUAUGUGAUUGAAGCAGAGAAUACGACAAAUCGAAGACGAGAUCCUCAUUUCAUGGCAAUGUACGACUUGUGCAAACCUUGUCAGUUACAGUACCAAUUUAUUGGGAAAAUGGAAACUUUCAAAAAGGAUUUUACAUUCAUUAUGAGGACGUUAAAUAUUUCAAAGUUUGAUGUCGAUGACUUAGCAGAAAAAGCUGUUGACGAUACUUUUGUUGACGUCGCGACAUCUUUAGAUGAAAGGAGGGAUGAAAUCAUCAAAUGUAUCUCAAUGCACGAAGCCUAUCUCCGCUCGUGGAAGCAUAUGCAAAUCAAAGGACUGAUUAGCAUCGAUCAGAAAUAUCCUUAUAGUCCGAAACAAUCUCAGUACCUCAAACCUGUACAAUUAGUUCAAGCUAUGAAAGUGGCCAAAAUCAGCUCUACUUCAAAAGAAAGUUUACAUAAACAAAAAGAGAGGUUCCUUGUGGAUAUCUACAGGACAGUAGCUACAGAAAAGGUAGUCAAAAUGGUGCGAGUUUUGAAAAACGACUUCGAGAUCUUUGAUUAUGAUGCAUACCCUCCAUUCAUUUUUGCCCAUCAUCUGAGAGAGCGGCUAAAUCAUUCCGAUAUAUUCAAUGUGAUGUAA